CCCAGGCAUCUACGUGAAGCCACACGUCUACCUGCAAGGCUCUACCCGGAGAAGAGGCAGCGGCUUGGAGAAAGGAGCAGGACUGCGUCUGACCCACCAUGACACCCACAGAGCUCACAAACUUUAUUCCUGACAUGUCUGGUGACUACAGCUACGGCGCCACAGCUACUGCGGAUGACUACAUGACCUCUGACUUCCCGAACGUCUUCUGCAAUAAGUCCAACGUCAGGCAGUUUGCCAGUCACUUCUUGCCACCCCUGUACUGGCUCGUGUUCAUCGUGGGCGCGGUGGGCAACAGCCUGGUCGUACUCGUCUACUGGUACUGCACGAGAGUGAAGACCAUGACUGACAUGUUCCUGCUGAACCUGGCCAUCGCCGACCUCCUCUUCCUGGGCACACUCCCCUUCUGGGCCGUGGCUGCCGCAGAUCAGUGGAUAUUCCAGACCUUCGCGUGCAAGGCGGUCAACGGGCUGUUCUGGAUGAACUUCUACAGCUGCGUGCUGCUGCUCACCAGCAUCAGCGUGGACAGGUACAUCGCUGUCGCACAGGCCAUGAGAGCGCAGGUCUGGCGGCGCAAACGCCUCACAUACAGCAAAGCGGUCUGCUGCGCCAUCUGGGUGCUGGCCGCCGCGCUCUGCACCCCGGAAGUCCUGUACAGCCGCGUCAAGAGGGAAUCUGGUGUCUCGGCCUGCACCAUGGUGUACCCCAGGGAGGACAGCACCAGGGCCAAGUCAGCCGUCUUGAUGCUGAAGGUCAUCCUGGGCUUCUUCCUGCCCUUCCUGGUCAUGGCUUUCUGCUACACCAUCAUCAUCCACACCCUGAAGCAGGCCAGGAGGUCAUCGAAGCACAAGGCCCUCAAGGUGACCACCGCCGUCCUCAGCGCCUUCCUCUUGUCUCAGUUCCCCUACAGCUGCGUCCUGCUGGUGCACACCAUAGACGCCUAUGCCAUGUUCAUCUCCAGCUGCAGCAUUUCCAUCAACAUUGACAUCUGUCUGCAGGUCACACAGACCCUCGCCUUCCUCCACAGCUGCCUGAACCCUGUGCUCUAUGUUUUUGUGGGUGAGCGGUUCCGCCGUGAUCUUGUGAGAACCCUGAAGAACUUGGGGUGCAUCAGCCGGGCGCAGUGGGUUUCCUACACAAGGCGGCAGGGGAGCCUGAAGCUGUCGUCCAUGUUGCUGGAGACAACAUCGGGGGCGCUGUCCCUGUAG
Messenger RNA from Octodon degus (degu), 1208 nucleotides. It is a transcript of the gene Ccr9, whose product is annotated as C-C motif chemokine receptor 9. The record is from RefSeq and is a predicted model, not a curated record. Gene Ontology annotation, biological process: chemotaxis; G protein-coupled receptor signaling pathway; immune response. Gene Ontology annotation, molecular function: C-C chemokine receptor activity. Bases 99 to 1208 code for a protein of 369 amino acids. Lineage: Eukaryota; Metazoa; Chordata; Mammalia; Rodentia; Octodontidae. Gene Ontology annotation, cellular component: membrane. The transcript is spliced from 3 exons.